Camellia sinensis is the source of this 1836-nucleotide messenger RNA. RefSeq lists its product as uncharacterized. Gene Ontology annotation, molecular function: dipeptidyl-peptidase activity; serine-type exopeptidase activity. Gene Ontology annotation, biological process: proteolysis. Lineage: Eukaryota; Viridiplantae; Streptophyta; Magnoliopsida; Ericales; Theaceae. The record is from RefSeq and is a predicted model, not a curated record.
UUUCAUUCCAUACAAGUUGUAGACUUUGGAGACUCCUCUCUCUCUCUCUCUCUCUCUCUCUCUCUCUCCAUAUUUCUCUGCAAAGUACAGAACAACCAAUACGUGAAAACAAUGGAAAUUAAAUUCACAUUACUAUGGUUUUCACUCUUCACUACAUUCUCAUUUGCCAAAAUCAUUACACCAAGGUUUCCUUCUUCGAUCAUUAAUCGGCCAGAACAGCUCUCUGUUUCCACUAAUGAUCAAAAAGGGCUAUACGAAUCCAUGUUUUUCACACAAACACUUGAUCACUUCAAUUACAAUCCACAAAGCUAUGACACAUUCCAACAAAGGUAUUUGAUCAAUGAUACCUACUGGGGUGGUGCCAAGAACGAUGCUCCCAUCUUCGUCUACACUGGGAAUGAAGGAGAGAUUGAGUGGUUUGCUCAGAACACAGGGUUCAUGUUCGAGACUGCGCCGAGUUUCAGAGCUCUUCUAAUCUUCAUUGAGCAUAGGUUCUAUGGACAAUCUAUGCCUUUUGGGGGUGAUAAAAAUAUAGCAUACAAGAAUUCAAGUACACUUGGGUAUCUGAGCUCAACACAGGCAUUGGCAGAUUAUGCAACCCUUAUCAUUGAUCUUAAGAAGAAUUUGUCAGCAACUGACUCUCCUGUGGUGGUCUUUGGAGGUUCCUAUGGAGGAAUGCUGGCAGCAUGGUUUAGGUUGAAGUACCCACAUGUGACCAUUGGAGCUUUGUCAUCUUCUUCACCAAUCCUCUUGUUUGAGAAUAUUUCUUCUCCCUAUGCCUUCAACAACAUCAUCACUCAAGACUUCCGGAGUGAGAGUGAAAACUGUUAUAAAGUGAUCAAAGGAUCAUGGCAGCAAAUUGAAGACAUUGCCAACCAACCUGGGGGCCUUGAGGUACUUCGAAAAUCAUUCAGAAUAUGCGAGAACUAUAUUAGUGCAUCGUCUCUUGAGGGUUGGCUUCAAACUGCAUAUAUUUACACGGCCAUGACAGAUUAUCCAACUCCUUCCAAUUUUCUUAAUCCUAUGCCAGCUUACCCAAUCAAACAGAUGUGCAAGUCAAUUGAUGAUCCAACCACAGGGAAUGACACAUUUGGGAAGUUAUAUGGAGCAGCUGUGGUCUACUAUAACUAUACUGGGGAAGCAGGCCAGUGUUUUGAUCUGGCCGACAAUUCUGAUCCCCAUGGUCUUGGUGGGUGGAACUGGCAGGCUUGUACGGAAAUGAUAAUGCCAACAGAUGGUAACAAUGAGGAGAGUAUAUUUCCAGCCUCAACGUGGAACUAUAGUGAUAGAGUCAGUGUUUGCCAACAAAUCUUCAAUAUUGAGCCAAGGCCCACUUGGAUUACUACCGAGUUUGGCUUCCAUGACAUUAAAAUGGCUUUGAAACGGUUUGGGAGCAAUAUUAUCUUCUUUAAUGGUUUAAGAGACCCUUGGAGUGGUGGAGGGGUGCUAAAGAAUUUAUCCAAAAGCAUAGUUGCCAUAGUAGCAAAAGAAGGGGCACACCAUGUGGACCUUAGGUUCUCAACAAGUGAAGAUCCAGAAUGGCUUCUAGAUGUGAGAAGAAGAGAGAUCAAUAUCAUAACAAAGUGGCUUUCUGAAUACUAUCACAGCUUGGCUCAUCAUUCCCAUUAAUUAGUAUUUUGUUGAAGAAACAAGUUCAUUUAGCCAGCCAAUUAAUGAGGGCCAAAACAAAUCCCUUCUCUUUAUAUUCAAGGACAGAUUUUCCUUAUUUCACAUCUAAAGGAGAGGGAGGAUCAAAAUAAAUGGUUGCUUCUAUUAUCCUGGAUAAAGUGAAAGGAGGUUUAUUAAAUUAAAGUGAUACCAUUUUUUUUUGCAUAA